Conger conger (European conger) is the source of this 2657-nucleotide messenger RNA. It is a transcript of the gene uri1, whose product is annotated as URI1 prefoldin like chaperone. Gene Ontology annotation, molecular function: phosphatase inhibitor activity; chromatin binding; transcription corepressor activity. The record is from RefSeq and is a predicted model, not a curated record. Bases 321 to 1880 code for a protein of 519 amino acids. Lineage: Eukaryota; Metazoa; Chordata; Actinopteri; Anguilliformes; Congridae. The transcript has 11 exons. Gene Ontology annotation, biological process: negative regulation of transcription by RNA polymerase II; negative regulation of phosphatase activity.
GACGAUUUACCCAGAGUACAUUGCGAAGAAGAUAGAGGAACAUGGCGCAGAUUGAGAGUCGACGUUGAGACACCAGGAGAAACGAUAUUCAGUGGAAAUUUUUGGAAAACGUUGAAACCCUAAAAUGCGAGUGUGAAAUGGUCUCACUCCCGAAGUCUUGGAUAAUUGCCGCUGCUCCAUUGAUGAGUAAAAGGAGACCGGACGACCUGGAAAAUUCCUGCAAUUGCAUCCAUAAACAUUUCUUUAGGACUCACAACCCCUGAGUUUUAAUUGUGUUGCUGAUAAAACUCACAGAUUUUGUUUUCUAAACACGUGGGAGGAUGUCAGAAACACAUAUACGGGAAGACGAAUUUCCGCAUGGAGUUCAUCGACUUCGGGAAGAACAAAAAAAGGUGGUCUCCGGGUGCGAGGAGCAGAUACAACACUGGACGAAGGUAGAAGCCGACUACAGCUCCCUGCAGGAAAGACUCCGCACGCUUCCCGAUAAGCUGUCCUAUGACAUCAUGGUACCCUUUGGACCUCUUGCCUUCAUGCCAGGGAAGCUGGUCCACACCAACGAGGUGACGGUUCUGCUGGGAGAUAACUGGUUCGCAAAGUGCUCAGCCAAGCAGGCGGUGGGCCUGGCGGAGCACAGGAAGAGCCACGUAAGGAAGACCCUCGAUGACCUGGGAAAAGUGGCGGAGAACUUCGAAGCCCGUGUUGGAUUCACGGAAGAUCUUCGAAAGUACAGUGGUGGUGGUAAAGGGAACUAUGUGGACAUCAGGGAAGAGGUGAGAGAUGGAGAAGAGACCCUUACCAAAGGUAAGAGGCGGCUGGCCCAUAAACCCAACUCUAUGCCCCGGGUGGAGUCUGUGCUGGAGCUCCCGGAGGAGGAGGAGGAGGAGGAGGAGGAGGAGGCGGGAGGAGGUGCAGGGGGCCGGCGGGGGGUUCUGUCUGAGGAGGAGCUGUGGGCCAGACUGGACCAGCUCCAGGCACAGGAGGAUCAGCUGGAUGAUGAGGACAGAGCGUCUGACGGCGCCGAGGUGAACGGUGAAGACGCGACGUCUUCAUCUUCCUCGGAGGAAGAGAAGGACGGCGAAGCCGGCCGUCUGACCAACGGUCUCCACAGCGACGAGGGCUGGCCUUCAGAGUCCCGGCCCUCAGAGUCCCGGGCCGAGCUGCAGCCUCUCCCCCCGCAGGGCCACGGAGCGGGCCUGCCCAACCUGCUCCAGGAGGAGGAAGAGGAGGAGGAAGAGGAUGGGGAGGGCGGCGUGCCGACCAUCUACUUCUCUCACACCAUGGAGCCCAAGAAGGUCAGGAUUAACACAGGGAGGAACACCAUGCUGAAGUUUAGCGAGAGGAAGGAGGAGGCCAAACGCAAGAAGAAGAAUGGCAGUCACCACGGCAACGGCCACGGCCAUUCCCACCACGAGCUCCACAAGAUCAAAUCACCCGCUGACUUUUACAGGGUGUUUGUGGACGUGGUGAACGGAGAGCUGGUCCCGCGGAAGUCCAUCCUGAAGUCGCGCAGCCGGGAGAACAGCGUGUGCAGCGACACCAGCGAGAGCAGCGCGGCCGACUUUGAGGAGCGGCGGGGCCUCGGCCGCAGCCUGAGCCACGACGAGGGCACGCACAGCGACACCAGCGAGGGCAUCCUAGAGGAGGAGAGCCCCACCGGGCCCCGGGCCCCGCACUUACCCUCUCACUACGAGGCUUUUUCAGGGACGGUUGUGGAGAAGGACCCCGGGAUGCCCACAUCCAUUCCCCACCUGACCAUCUGCGCGCCCGCCCUGCCCACAAUCCCAGAGAGGAAGUGUGAGGACCCGGCCCCCGACGGGCCCCAAGGGCCCCCCAAGAGGGUCUCCAAGUUCAAGGCCUCCAGGGCAAAAGCAACAAUGUGACCCCCCCAUCCCUGGGUUCAGACCCUUUUUAGCUUUAUUUUGUACUGACACACUUUACACUAAGCAGGUGCCAUCCCUCUUCUCUCUAGCUCCUCUUGUUUUUGUCUCUCAAACCCUUCUCUCUUUAAGUUGCAGCGAGCUUUGUAUUCUCUGUUCCUUUGUUGCUAGUUGCUGUUGUUUUCGUGGAUCUUCCCCAUUGUUGGGUACAAGGAGUCGUGAUAUUGGCGUAGGUGUACCUGCCUGUCGUAACAUAGGGGUAAUAAAAAAUAAAAAAAACUUUUCAGCGAUCCCAUUGUGUGGGUGCACUUACUGUAGUAGCUUUUGGUGUGCCCGUCUACCAACGUACAGAUGGCCAGUCUACCUUAGGAAUCCCUUCUGUUUCAGCAGCAUUACCAGCAGAUCUCGAGCCAGCCUCCACGGUGUCUGAAUCAGAAUGUGAUCAUUUUGCUCUUAACUUGACCGCACUUACAUAGCAUAGGGCCUGAAGGACAGACUGGCCACUCGAUGGUCCUUACACCGGAGAAGAAAAGCUACGAUCUAAACACAGCGACUGCCUUCGCAUUGCUUCAGGUUCCCGUUGGAAAGUCAGGCUCGGUGACUGUAAGUCUGACAAACUGCAGUCUUUAGAAGGAAAAAAUCUUACGCUGCCACUUUUUUUGUUGCCUUUUUCUUUGAUGUUCAUCUGCUUCAGUGAUGUGCCUAUUUCAAGCAAAGAUAUUGUACUUAAAAAAGUGCUGUGAACUUGAAAUUGGAAGAAAUAAACAUUUUUUGUGAUGA